This is a messenger RNA of Pieris brassicae (large cabbage white), 3006 nucleotides long. RefSeq names its product serine/threonine-protein kinase PRP4 homolog (gene Prp4k). The record is from RefSeq and is a predicted model, not a curated record. Gene Ontology annotation, biological process: mRNA cis splicing, via spliceosome; peptidyl-serine phosphorylation; peptidyl-threonine phosphorylation. NCBI's taxonomy places the organism in Eukaryota, Metazoa, Arthropoda, Insecta, Lepidoptera, Pieridae. The coding region runs from base 234 to 2360 and encodes 708 amino acids. The transcript has 9 exons. Gene Ontology annotation, molecular function: ATP binding; protein serine/threonine kinase activity.
UAUUAACCUAGCUUGCUCACCGAUUAGUUAGCGAUAGCUUGAUACAAGGCAACAAUUAAAUUGAUCCUAAUUAAGUUGAUUGUAGUCGAGAAGUACGAGCCUUCUUGUCUUGAAGGAAGUUAAUCGGCACGAGGUUUACUGCAUACUCCUGAACAUAUCAAUUAACAGUGGACAAAUACAAAAUAUUACAGUUACAGAGGAAAUUGUAUAAGUUGCAACUGUCUAGCAGGAAAAUGCGACCAUCCACAUUAAGUAAGAGUGGUAAUGUGAGGAGAGUAAGGUCAGUUCUCAAAGAUAAACCAGCAUUUGAAUCAAUUGAAAUCAUAUCAGAUUCUGAUACUGUAAGUGAUCAAAAUGACUGCACAAGCCCAGAAAAUUCACAUAUAGAAGAUGACCUUAAUUUAGAGGAAUUAAUGAAACAAAAAGAGUUACUUGAAGCAAAGCUGGUGUCCUAUUUGACUGAUAAAAAAGAGGAUCAAUCAUCAGGAAGGAAACAUGAAGUGUCUAAAAAAGAGCAUAGUAAAAAACAGCAAGAAACAUCAAAAAAAACCCGAUCUUCAGAAGUAAAAAAGAAACAUAACUUACAAAAAGAAAGUUGUGAAGGCAACAGUAAAAAGAAGCAAAAAGUAUUAGAUUCCCGGGACCAUUGCCACAGUGAAAAAAAAUAUAACGAGAUUAAGGAAAAGGAUGUACAUAUCAUAACAAAAAAAUAUGGACACAAUCUCAAAGACAUUGAAUCUUCUGCAUCGGUUAGAAAAGAAAGAAGUUCAAAAACAAGAUCGAAGACGCAUACUAACCUAUCUCGAAACCAUGAUCGCGCUAGCCCGACAUCGUAUUCGCGGUCGAAUCGCGAUAAACAUAGACACUCUCCACGGCGUUCCCGAGAGCGGCGAGAAAGGCAUUCGAUAGAGAAAAGACGUACAUCCUUUGCGACGGUGGGCACUUCCAGUGAUGAACUAAACAUGUCCAUUGAUUCAGAUGACGAAGCAGAAAGAGAAGAACAAAUUAUAGAAAAGAGAAGAAAACAACGUGAACAACUUUUAAAGCGUUUAGGUGAGAAUAACAAUGUAGAAAAUAAAGCAAAUGAAAAAUCGCUAAUUAAUAACACGCCGGAGCAAAAUGUUCAAUCAGCACAAACUGUACUUAAAAAUAAAGUUGAGGAUAACGUACCUGGGACAUCCAACGAAGUCUCCAGUGUAAAGGAAAAAGAAAAAACACAACACUGGGAUAUGUUUGCAGAUCAUGAUAAUGUCAAUAGUGUGGGCACCCCGACAGCUGGGCAGAAUAUAAAGAAAUCGGUUCCCGAAAACCCAUCUCUCACCGAUAAUUGGGAUGAUGCAGAAGGUUACUAUAGGGUUCGCAUUGGAGAAGUUCUUGAUAAUCGAUAUUCUGUUUAUGGAUAUACUGGACAAGGUGUAUUUUCAAAUGUGGUGCGUGCAAGAGACCAAAGUAGGCAGAAUUCUGACGUUGCUAUCAAAAUUAUACGAAAUAAUGAGAUUAUGCAAAAAACUGGAUUGAAAGAAUUGGAGAUUUUAAAAAAGCUUAAUGAUGCCGACCCUGACGAUAAAUAUCACUGCCUUCGUCUCUUUCGAAAUUUUUAUCAUAAACACCAUUUGUGUAUGGUUUUGGAACCAUUGUCCAUGAAUUUAAGAGAAGUAUUGAAGAAAUAUGGCAAAAACAGCGGAAUACACAUUAAUGCGGUCAGAAGUUAUACCCAACAAAUAUUGUUGGCAUUAAAAUUGUUAAAGAAAAGCGAAAUUGUACACGCAGAUAUAAAACCAGAUAACAUAUUAGUUAACGAAAGUAAAGUACAAUUGAAACUGUGUGAUUUUGGGUCGGCUGCCCACGUAUCGGAUAACAAUUCAACAUCCUACCUAGUAUCGAGAUAUUAUAGAGCACCAGAAAUCAUACUGGGUCUACCAUAUGACUAUGGGGUCGAUAUGUGGUCGACUGCCUGUACCAUAUAUGAACUAGCUACAGGACAAAUACUAUUCGAUGGGAAAACGAAUAAUGAAAUGCUCAAGUACUUUAUGGAUCUAAAAGGAAAAAUAUCUCGAAAAAUCUUAAGAAAAGGAAAGUUUAAAGAACAACAUUUUGAUGCUGACUUCAAAUUUCUCUAUCAGGAAUAUGACCACAUUACUGAAAGGGAUAAAAUAAUUGUAAUAAAUGACAUAAAGCCUACCAGAGACCUGCAAGCAGAGUUAGCACCAACAAAUCAACGCUUAGCACCUGAAGAUGCUAAAAAAUACUCCCAACUAAAAGAUGUCUUAGACAGGAUGCUAAUAAUAGACACAACAAAGCGAGCCUCUAUAAACUUGUGUUUAAAUCAUCCAUUUAUACAGGAAAGGUAUAAAAAAUAAAUGAUAACACGGCUGAAAUUCUUAAUGGAAAUAAUAGGAUAACAGUAGGAGAAAUACAAAUAUGACUAAAUAAGAAGAUGGUUCAAAAGUGAUUCAAAACAUUUUCAAAAAUGAUUUAUAAUUCAUAUACUUAAUAACUCGCCGAAAAAUAAACGAAAUUUCUUCAGUCAGGACACGUAAAUUUGUCAAGGGAGUUUUUAGAACAAAAUGUUUAUGAAUUUUGCAAGUGAAUUUACCAGAAUCCCAAUCAUUAUUGACUCAAUAUACAUACUGAAAGUAGAUAAAUUGUGCUAUCGUAGUGCAAGAAUCUGGAAAGAUAUUGUUUUUAAGUAAAAUAUAUUGUACAUUUUAUUUUUACAUGCAUUUUCAUGUUUUAGUUAUAAAUAUCAAUACAUAUAGCUUUUAAAUUUUAUAAGAGUAUUUUAUAUUAUACAUCUUUGUAUAGAGAUAUUAUAGUUUCUAUUUCGAGAAAUUUCUAUUUGGUGUUAUUUACGUACAUCUAUUCAUACAAAGCCGAAACCAUUAAAUGGGCUCAAUAUUUAACGAUACUAGGUGUAAAUUUACUGUUAUAGACUGUAAUUAAACAGCUUAUGAAAUCAAAAAGCUGUUAAAUAGAAUUCCUACUCAUAAAAUUUUGAUUACAAUU